Molecule: messenger RNA, 3605 nt
Organism: Archocentrus centrarchus (flier cichlid)
Lineage: Eukaryota; Metazoa; Chordata; Actinopteri; Cichliformes; Cichlidae
Gene: odad2
Product: outer dynein arm docking complex subunit 2
Exons: 21
Coding region: 135-3281 (1048 amino acids)
Molecular function (GO): protein binding
Source: RefSeq, a predicted model, not a curated record
GCAACAUGAAGGGGCGGGGCAGUUAAUACCAGAGCGGCACCGUUUCCAUGGACACACAUGUAGAUGACUAGCUACCAGUGAAAGUUUUGCAAAGCAAGUUAAAAUACACGUUUCAGAGGAUUCCAGACACUGCAAUGGGAAUAUCAUUGACCAGGUUUGCCCAGUGGACCACAGCCAGCUCCAGUACUGGCAAACUGGAGUUCACACCAAUGAAUGAGUCCUUGUUGAAAGAAAUCCUGCACUUUGUGGAGCACUUUAGCUCCCAACACCCACAGGAAGCUGAACAUGUGUUUGAGGAGCCACUCCAGUGGAGUACCAUUUUAGUGGCAUCUGAUUUCAAAACAGACUACAACAUCAGUGACUCAGAUGUUCAGUCCCAUGAAAAAGAUAGUGAAGGGCAUCCACUGUUGCAGCUCUCUCCUCCGACCGUUUAUGUACGCAGCUUCAGCCAGCUUUCUAAACUGCUUCAUCUGGCAGAUGAUAAGAAGCUGGCGGAGGUUCGGGCAUGUCUAGAAGAAAACAGAGAGCCCAUGGUUAAAAUUCUUGGUAGGAGCAUCGCCUCUGCCCUGGAGAGAGAAACUCUUGCUGAUGUAGUAAGUCUGGCAGACAAAAUGAAGGAGGAGGGCCCAGCCAAGGACUCAGAGGUCAAGGUCAAGCUGUUUCUAUUGUUCCAAAAUGUGGACAAACAGAUCGUUGACAAGCUUCUUAAAGAGAUAUCAGAACCAGACAUGCUGAACUGCAAAGCAGUGAAGAAUGAAGUGGAGCUAUUCAAACUGUUCUGCAGCAAAGGGGAUGAAGGGCUGUUGAAGUCGCUGCAAUACACAUCAGACUUUGAAUUUUCAAAUGGCUGUCGUGCCCCUCCAUGGAGACAGGUUAAAGGUGAGAUUUGCUACCUUGUGGCUGAGCCUUGUGACACUGAGACCCUCUACAUCACCUGCAGCACUGAUGGACUUUUCCUCAAUGGGGGCAUAAAACAGGACGGGGAGGAGAAUGGAUACGAGCGAACAAGUGACACUUACAAAGACCUGGCAACACUUCUGAUGAGCAGAUCUCCACAUUUUGCUGAGAACAUAAACAAGGAGCAUCUGGCUUUCCCCCUUUGCUGGCAGCAUUCUACAUUCCAAGAACUGUCAGCAAAAAAGGAAAAGACUGUGCAUGAGCAAAUACAGGUUCUGCUGUACAAGAUAAGCCACAGGAGGACAUAUGAACCAAGUCCACGAUGGAGGAAUCUUGGUAUCUUGACUACAUGUGGUAAAACAGAGGAAAAUAAAACCCGUAAGAGCUCUGAAGUUGAGAAGAAAAGUCUGACACAAGGAACUAAGAGCAAGAUGAAAGCAGAAUUAUCUGCAUCUUCUUCACCUGGACAACAGUCCUUCCAGAAACUGAAGACCUCAGCAGGAGUCCUUCCAGUGGACCUUUUCAGUGAGAGUUCCACUGAGAGUGAUGAGGAAGAGGAGCAGCCAUAUCGCCAUCCAGAGACUGCCACAGACCUGCCCUCUGAAUACUGGCAAAUCCAGAAGCUAGUGAAGUACCUCAAGGAAGGUGACCAGACAGCCACUGUGCUCACCCUUUGCGCCAUGAUGGACUUCAACUUGAUGCAGGAGUCAUGCCAACUGGCCAUCCAGGACACUGGUGGCCUCAAAAUCCUCCUUAACUUGCUGGAUACAGAUAAAGACAAAUGCAAAACUGGAUCUCUAAAAAUCCUGAGAAAGAUCAGCCACAACUCACAAAUUCGUCAGACUAUUGUUGACAUGGGAGGCGUGCAGACCAUUGUGAAAAUUCUGGACUCACCAGUCAAGGACCUCAAGGCCUUAGCUGCCGAGACCAUCGCUAACGUGGCCAAGUUCCGAAGAGCAAGAAGAGAUGUCAGGUUAAAUGAUGGUAUCAAUAAACUGGUAAAGCUGCUGGACUGCCUCCCGAAUUUAGCCAACCUGACUGCCAGCCAGGAGAAGGAUGUAGAGGUGGCCUGCUGUGGGGCUUUAGCGCUGUGGAGCUGCAGCAGGAGCACCAAGAACAAGGAGGCCAUUCGUAAAGCUGGAGGCAUCCCUCUGCUGGGACGCAUGCUCAAGUCUCCACUACAGAAAAUGCUUAUCCCUGUGGUUGGGACCCUGCAAGAAUGUGCAUCAGAGGAGAGCUACAGGACUGACAUUCAGACUUUAGGCAUGAUCAAGGACUUGGUCAGAAACCUACGCAGUGACAACGAUGAGCUACAAAUGCACUGCGCCAGUGCAAUCUUUAAGUGUGCAGAGGACAAGCAAACUCGUGACCUGGUGCGCAAGUACCAAGGUCUGCAGCCACUGGUCUCAUUGCUGCACAAAGCACACAACAAGCAGCUUCUAGCUGCUGCCACCGGAGCUAUUUGGAAGUGUUCCAUCAGCCAGGAGAAUGUGACUAAGUUUCAGGAGUACAAAGCCUUGGAGAUCUUGGUUAGUCUGCUAACUGAUCAACCUGAAGAAGUCUUGGUCAAUGUAGUCGGAGCCCUGGGAGAAUUUGCUCAGAUACCUGCUAACAAGACUGCCAUCCGUAAAUUUCAAGGCAUCAAGCCGUUAAUUAGCCUGCUCACGAGCCCAAACCAGGCACUGCUUGUGAAUGUAACCAAAGCAGUGGGUGCCUGUGCUACAGACAAGGAUAACAUGGUAAUCAUUGACCAGCUUGAUGGAAUCCGUCUGCUGUGGUCGCUGCUAAAAAACCCCAGUGCAGAUGUUCAAUCUAGUGCUGCAUGGGCUCUUUGUGCAUGCAUUGAGAAUGCAGAGGAUGCAGGGGAAACGGCACGCUCACUCAUUGGUGGAUUUCAACUGCUUGUUAAAAUGUUGAGCUCAACAAACAAGGAAGUUCUGGCAAGUAUUUGUGCCGUCAUCUGCAAAAUAGCCAAAGACGAUGCAAAUCUGGCAAUCCUCACUGAUUACGGGGUCGUCCCAUUGCUGGCCAAGCUGACUAACACAACUGAUGACAGGCUCCGUCGCCAUCUUGCCGAUGCCAUCGCUGAAUGCUGUUGCUGGGGCAACAAUAGGGCGUUGUUCGUUGAGGCUGGAGCCGUGGCCCCAUUUGUGCGUUACCUUAAGUCAAAAGAUGGCUUUGUCCAACGGAGCACAGCCAUGGCCCUGUAUCAGCUGUCGAGGGACCCCAACAACUGCAUUACCAUGCAUGAGACAGGAGUAGUUAAGCCACUGAUCCACAUGAUGGGCUCCACUGCCGAGGAGGUUCAGGAAGCUGCUGCUGCCUGUGUGCGCAACAUCCGACUACUGUUCAUGGCUAACAGGAACGCUGAGUUAUUCACUUAAAUACUGAUCAUAUAUGAUCAUACUGAUCAUAGCUAUAUUCUCUCCCAGACAGUUUUGCAAGAAAAUAAAAUAAUAUAUAAAAAUCAACACAAGGCAAGAUAAAAAGAUAAUAUGUUUGCUCUCCCUUAAGUCCAACUACUGUUAUUUCACUUCUCCCACUUUCUGAUCACAUCUUCUCUGCUCAUAACUUCUGUACAGUCCCUUAUUAGUACAGUACUGUUUAUGUUAACACAGCUGUUAUCUUCUUGUGGUUCACUGAAACUGUUCACCAUUAAUCAUUCAAAUGUACUUUAUCUGAGAAGUUUCAAAUAAAAUGCUUUCUUG